CGCAGCCGCCGUGACACGUGAUAGGUCGGCCGCUGGCCUGAAGGCUCUCCCCGCAUUGUGACGCAGGCGACGUCUGCCUGGCAACCGCGCCGCAGGUGCGAUCAAGGGGCGGAGCAUGGCUGCGGAACGCCGGUGGCGGUGACGGAGUGACCCCGAGCUGGGGAGCCGCUCUCCUCCCUCCAUGGCGGCCCCACAGCGGGUGCGGGCCGUGCUGGACGUGUCCCUGCGGGUGCCCUCGGUGUUUGUCAUCGACGCCAUCUUGAACUCGUCCCACGAUGACUCUGCCGGCCUCCUGGCCUUCCUCCUGCAUGCCAGCCUCAGGCUGCUGGGUGUCUUGGCAUCCACGGUUGUGCUGAUGUUAUCACGAAGAGCACUUUUCAAGGUUUAUAUGAUCACCAUGGCCCUCAUAGUGGCUGCAAGUUCGGUGUUGGUGAAUUACUAUGCCACAAUGCACCUUAACUUUCACCGUGCCUAUCACUCGGUGGCAUUUGGGGUGGACUUCCUUCCACAAAAUGGACCCUCAUUGUGGAUGACACUCACUAUCUUGCAACUGUUUUUUGGGAUUGGAUUCCUUACACUGCUGGAGGUCCAGUCAGUCUACUCUCAACUAAUAAUACUGGAUCUUUUAAUCCCUGUUGUUGGUUUAAUAUUGGAACUUCCAAUCCUAGUGCAACAAGUGCUAGUGUCCAUUUCUGGCCUAGUUGUGGUCGGUUUCACUAUAGUAUGCUUGUCCAGCCGAUUUAAAUGGUUCUACUAUUCAACUCGCUAUACUGUCCUUCUGUUAAAGCAAAUGUACAGGAUUUAUGGACUACAGCUGAUGAUUGAAGAUGCAUGGAAAAAGAUUCACUUCCCCGAUGUCCUCAGAGUCUUCUGGCUCAGCAGACUAGCCACCCAGGCAGUAUUUUUAAUCUACUUGUUCAGGAUGUCAGCCAGUGAAACGGGAGAAGCCACUUACUUCAUACACUGGCAUGACAUUUGGGAACUUUUCUGCAACCUUAUAAUCAGUGGCUGCGACUCCACACUAACUGUUUUAGGGAUGAGUGCUGUAAUCUCUUCCAUAGCACAUUACCUGGGACUUGGAAUACUUGCUUUCAUAGGUUCAACAGAAGAAGAGGAUAAACGGCUUGGCUUUGUAGCCCCGGUUCUUUUUUUCAUUUUGGCCCUACAAACUGGUUUGAGUGGCUUAAAACCAGAAGAUCGACUUGUACGCCUUUGUCGGAACAUGUGCCUUUUGUUGACUGCCAUUUUACAUUUUAUUCAUGGAAUGACUGACCCAGUGUUGAUGUCACUCAGUGCCUCUCAUGUGUCCUCUUUUCGUAGGCAUUUUCCAGUAUUGUUUGUGUCUGUCUGUCUUUUCAUGUUUUCUGUUCUUCUCAGCUGCUUCUUGUGGCACUACUAUGCACUAAACACAUGGCUGUUUGCAGUGACCGCCUUCUGUGUAGAGCUGUGUUUAAAAGUAAUUGUGUCUCUCACAGUAUACACACUCUUUAUGAUUGAUGGUUACUACAGUGUACUGUGGGAAAGACUUGAUGACUAUGUCUACCAUGUGCGAUCAACUGGUAACAUAAUAGAGUUUAUCUUUGGAGUAAUCAUGUUUGGAAAUGGAGCUUAUACAAUGAUGUUUGAGUCAGGUAGCAAAAUCCGUGCUUGUAUGAUGUGUCUGCAUGCCUAUUUCAACAUUUAUCUGCAAGCUAGGAAUGGAUGGAAGACCUUCAUCAACAGGAGGACAGCUGUGAAAAAAAUCAAUUCUCUUCCAGAAGUUAAAUUAUCGGAAUUGAGGGAGAUAGACGAUGUCUGUGCAAUCUGCUAUCAAGAAUUCCAAACUUCUGCUCGUGUUACGCCAUGUCACCAUUACUUUCAUGCCCUCUGCCUACGGAAGUGGCUGUAUAUCCAAGACACUUGUCCGAUGUGCCAUCAAAAAGUAUACGUGGAAGAAGACUUGAAAGACACUGCUUCAUUUUCUAACAAUAAUGGGUUUAUUGUGCUAAAUGAGGAGCCUGUUCAGGUUCCCGUAGAAGAAGGUGCAGAGCCUGAAUUGGAGAACAGCCUUAGCGAAGACGAGAGUUCAGAGGGUGAUGAAGAAGAGUGGAAUAGUCAGCCGCGCACUUCCACUGCCGAAGAAUCUGUCAAUGACACUGACUCCAUGGGGGAUUAAAUAUUAUUUGUAUUUAACAUUAAUUUUGCUGUUGUCUAAAUCAUUGAGCGGGUUAUUUUGGGCUCCAGAGCAGAGACUAAGCUUCCGCUGUUUAAUUCUGAAAGCACAAGUUUUUUUGAAUCUUGACGCAAGAGUUUGAACGGAACAUUUCUGUUAAGUGCUACUGUAAAUAUCUCUUGGUCUCUUUUGUGACCUGAUUAAAUGUGUACAUUCUUGUACAUGGAAUAAAAA
Pelobates fuscus (common spadefoot toad) is the source of this 2386-nucleotide messenger RNA. RefSeq names its product ring finger protein 139 (gene RNF139). Lineage: Eukaryota; Metazoa; Chordata; Amphibia; Anura; Pelobatidae. Gene Ontology annotation, biological process: ERAD pathway. Bases 182 to 2155 code for a protein of 657 amino acids. The record is from RefSeq and is a predicted model, not a curated record. Gene Ontology annotation, molecular function: zinc ion binding. Gene Ontology annotation, cellular component: endomembrane system; endoplasmic reticulum. The transcript has 2 exons.